AUGGCGCCAGGUUUAGAAAGCGACGGGGAUAACGAAGAGUGGAUGAAAACUUUACCUGAAGAACUCUGGGACAUUCCUUUAACCAACCUCACUAUACCAGCAAUAUUCCUGUUUUUUUUUUCUUUUUUCAAACAGAUAGAAAAUAUUGUACAGCAACUGCAAGCUGGCAUCCGAUAUUUUGACCUUCGAAUUGCCCACAAACAGAAUGACAUGUCACAUGACCUUUACUUCACUCAUGUGAUCUACACCCAAGUCACAGUGGUGGACACUCUGAACACCGUCGCCACAUGGCUCUCAGAGCACCCCAAAGAGAUCAUCAUCCUCGCCUGUAGUCAUUUUGAGGGCUUGAGUGAAAAACUGCAUGAGGAAUUUAUUUAUUCCCUAAAGAAGAUUUUUGGCUCUAAACUGUGUCCUUCUAACGCUGAUAUAACCUUACGACGCUUGUGGACAUCAGGACAUCAGGUGGUGCUGUCGUAUGAGGAUCAGACAGCAGAACAUCAUAAAGAGCUGUGGCCUGAAAUCCCGUACUGGUGGGCAAACACGGCCAGCGCCGAGGAACUCAUCCAGUAUCUCGAAUCGCAGAAACAUCGCGGUCGUCCAGAAGGCUUCUUCGUCGCAGGUCUGAACUUGACCGCAGACCGAUGCUUCAUGGCCUCCAACCCGCACAUCACCCUGCGGACCUUAACCAUGGACCAGUGGGAGUGUGUGAAGAGGUGGCUGGAGGAUCAGAAACCUGGAGCUGAAUCGACGAGCCUCAACAUCAUUGCAGGAGAUUUUAUAGGGUUGAUUCCACUUUGCUCCAUUGUUAUUGCUCUGAAUAAAGUACUGCUGAAACACUGAGGCCCUUAAUGGUGGACGUUUGACGUGUUCAAGCUUCUUAGAUGAAGGAAUUUCCCUGUUGAUCAGAGAACUGGAUGUACAUCUGUCGGACAUUUUAUUAAACAGAUUUUUUGAACUUUUCUCAAUCAGCUGAGAAGGAACAGAGACGGAGAUGGAGACACGGUUACUUUUGUACAAUUUUAUUUACUUUGGUUCUACAAUAAUUUAACACUGUGUGAUAUUUGAAAUGUUUUCAUAAAUAAAUAUUUACUCAGCUAUG
Molecule: messenger RNA, 1099 nt
Organism: Pangasianodon hypophthalmus (striped catfish)
Lineage: Eukaryota; Metazoa; Chordata; Actinopteri; Siluriformes; Pangasiidae
Gene: plcxd1.2
Product: PI-PLC X domain-containing protein 1
Exons: 5
Coding region: 1-840 (279 amino acids)
Biological process (GO): lipid metabolic process
Molecular function (GO): phosphoric diester hydrolase activity
Source: RefSeq, a predicted model, not a curated record